Messenger RNA from Gongylonema pulchrum, 411 nucleotides. The record is from the annotation of a GenBank genome assembly. NCBI's taxonomy places the organism in Eukaryota, Metazoa, Nematoda, Chromadorea, Rhabditida, Gongylonematidae.
AUGAUUUACCGCACUUGGAAAUGUUCAUUUGCUAGUAGUGCGGGAGGUCCAGUAUGUGUUUGUUUGUUUGCAAUAUUGAUUUGUUUACUGCAGGUAGAAAUGUUUGGAUUGCGAUACCAAAUGAAGACUAACGAUCCGGACAAGCGUAUGAUGCGCUGGGUGGAACUCGAUAAGCCGUUGAGGCGACAGCUGGAGAAGUGGGCCUGCAAGCCUAGACAAGUGCAACUGGCUGUCCUCUACCAUACCCCAAAUGCAUUUACGCUGACAGAUCAGAUGGCCAGGUCAUACUACUUUUUUCUGAUGAAACUGGACGUAGUGGAAGGAAAACUAACAGUUGCCCUUGAAAAAUACAUUAAUCUUGCUGCGUACAGUCUCCAAGGCAAGUCAUUUAUUUACUGGCUGCAAAUUUAA